UAAGUCAAGCAAAACCCACAGGUCUCCAGCUCAUGGUGUCUUUUUAUCUCCCUUUCUUACCACAAUGAGUCUGAAAAGAGGAAUAGAAGUGUGCAAGAAUGAAUGAAGAGGGCGUAGCCAAAGAGGAAGAGGAGGUCCAAACUGGUGUCUUUUGACAGUUGCAGGUUACCUAAGGCUAUAUUAGCCACAAGGUCUUACUAAAGAGUGAAACUGCCAAUUCUUCUCCUUCAAAGAAAAAUAAGGUUUUCCCAAUGGAUUCUCUAACAGCAUCAAACAAUAAAUUUGCUCUUGAGUUUAGCAAAAAACUAGCUGAGUCAGUUGGGGAUAAAAACAUCUUUUUUUCCCCCUGGAGUAUUUCUACUGCUUUGGCCAUGGUCUAUUUGGGUGCCAAAGGUAACACUGCAAUUCAAAUGGAACAAGUGCUUCAACUUAACAAAAUCACAGGAGCUGAAAUAACGAGUCCUCACUUUGAGAAGAAGAGGAAGACGGAACUUAGCCCAAACAAGGCAGAAGGCAUACAUUUUGGCUUCCAGGCACUCAUCUCAGAAAUCAACAAGCCUAGCAAUGCCUACUUGCUGAAGACUGCCAACAGAUUAUAUGGGGAAAAAACCUACCCUUUUCAUCAUGAAUACCUGGAAAAUAUGAAAAAAUAUUUUGAUGGAGAGCCACAAUCUGUUAACUUUUUGGAAACUGCAGACCAAAUCAGGACAAAAAUCAAUUCCUGGGUUGAAAACCAGACUGAAGGAAAAAUUGUGAACCUUUUACCAGAUGAUUCUAUUGAUUCCAUGACCAGAUUAGUUCUAGUGAAUGCCAUCUAUUUCAAAGGAAAAUGGAAAGAACAAUUCAAUCCUAAAGAUACUGUAGAAAAACCUUUCAGAGUAAACCAGACAACAACGAAGCAAGUGAAAAUGAUGUCAAUGAAAUGUAAUCUUAAAAUAUUUCACAUAGAAAAGCCGGACGCCAAAGGCAUUCAGCUUGAUUAUGGCAAUGGUGACAUUAGCAUGUUUGUUGUGCUACCAGAUGAUAUCAAUGGCCUAAAAGAGCUAGAAAAGACAAUCACUUAUGGGAAACUGAAUGAAUGGACUCAUGAAGACAUGAUGGAGAUGUAUGAUGUGCAGCUCUAUCUCCCCAAAUUCAAGCUAGAAGAAAGCUAUGACCUCAAAUCAACUUUGAGCAGCAUGGGGAUGAGUGAUGCUUUCAGCACAAACCAUGCUGACUUUUCAGGCAUGGCUGAAAGAAAAAAUCUAUUCUUGUCAGAAGUUUUCCACAAAUCUUUUGUAGAAGUCAAUGAGGAAGGUACUGAGGCAGCAGCUAGCACAGCAGAUGAGAUUUCAUUUCGGAUGAAACUCCCCUCCAUAACAUUUAAUGUGGAUCACCCUUUCCUAUUUUUCAUUAAGCACAAUAAAACAAACAGUAUUCUCUUCUAUGGAAGAGUCUACUCCCCCUAAAUGUUGCCUCUCACUCACAUAGUAAAAUUAACUUCCAGCUCUAGAAAUGCACCAAAAGAUGGGAAUAUUCCUUUGACUUGGAAAACUCCUUACCCACUUGGCUCUCCUUUAUGUAUCUUAGUUAAUAUGUCAUGAUAUAAAUAAUUUUGAAUUGUGGCAUGUUAUAAAAGUUGCCAUCUUUGAACACAGCUAAUCCUUGCAACUAUAAUUUUAAAUUUAUAAUUCUGGUGUUUCUUUAUAUACUAUUAUGGCAAACUGCAUUGUCAGUCAUUAUCUUCUUUUAAUAUUUUGUUUUAUGACAUUUGGGUGACUUAGGCAUUCUUGAUCUAUAGAUCUAAUAUUGUGGUAAUUAUUUACUGGAUCCUUUAUCUCUGCUCUGCCUGUUUAAAAACUAUCCAUCCAUCACUUAGCCAAAGAAUUAAGAAAAAAAGUAAUCACCAAAGUCUUUAUCGGGUGACACAGGCUCAGGUAUAUCAAUUUAUUAAGUAAUUCCUCAGAGCUAUGCCCCCCAAAAGCAAGAUAUUCAAAAAUGUCAGUUGAUUUUUCAUUAUAUGUUAUAGACAAAUCUCUUCCCUUUUUUAAAUAGAUGUAAGCCUUUAAGAAAACGUAUUGAAUAAAAUGUAUGUUCUGACAUUGAUUAAUAUCAGCCAACUAAGCAAGCAUUUGUUGAAUGCCUAUUAUGUGCUAGACACUGGCCCCAGAUGAUGAAUCAUUUACUCAGAGCACUUCCUGAAGCACAUUGCCUAAAGUGUGGGUGGAGGUGUUGUAAACUCUGUAAUUGCUGUCAUUAGCAAGAUGGACAAAAUCACUAACAUCUUGAAAUACUAUAGUUAUUAUUAUUCAUAUUCUUGAGUAGUAUUAUCCAAAUUCUUGUUUUUGUGAAAAAAAAUUUCUAAUUUACAAAUGUUUAUUAGUGGUUUUAUCAGGUAAUAUUCUAUUUCUGGAGGCCUACUGAGGUCUAUUAAAUUGCCUUUUCUCCCUAAUUAAUUUUAGGAAUGUAAAACUGUUAAAUAUCUUUUAUUUGUAAAAUGUAAAUAUUAGUCAAAUGUCUACCCUACCAUUUGAAUAUGUGGGCAGCUGUAAUAGAAAAAUAACUCCUGAAGACAACAUGGUGCUGUAUUUUAAAAUGAAAUUUUAUUGUUAUUGUGUCACAGAUACAAUUUUAUAGAUUUUUAAACAUGCUUUAUUUGUACAUCUAGUAGCUUCUAUUAAUGACAGUCAAAUAAGAUGAAUAAUUAUUUUAUCUAUUAUUGUGGCAUUUCAAUCAAUUUUAAUCAAUUAAGGAUUUUAUAUCAUUUUGGUACAGAAGUAGAGAUCGAUAAUGCAAUGACUACAAGAAAAGAUAAUCAGACAAGAGUAAAGAGAAUAUCUAGGAAAAAGUCAUUUAAAUGGACUCAACUUCAGAAAAGACCAAGUCUAUUUUGGAAGAGUAAAAUAAAUUGUACCUUUAUCAAGAAUCACAUUUUAUCUUGGGAAACAACUCCUUGUAAUAUAGCUCUAGGGAGGGAGUACAAAAAAUAUUAUUAUCCCCAUUUUAUAAUUGAGGAAACAGGCUGAGAAAUGUUCAGGAUUAUACAACAAGAAAUUACCAGAGUUGAGAUUUGAACCUAAUUAUUUAACUUCAAAUCCCAAACUAGGUGAUCUAUCAAAUAGAGUGAAAAACUUAAAACCUGGAAGACUCAAGUUAAAGCUCCACCUCAGAUAUUUACUUAAUUGUAUGAAACUGGACAAUUUACUUAACUUCUCUCAGUCACAGUGUCCUCAUUUUUACAGUAGUACUAAUUACAGAACCUACUUCAUAAGGUUGUUGUGAGCACCAAAUGAGAUAAUAUAUAUUAAAAACUUUGCAAAACUCUCUAAGUGCUAAAGAAAUACUUAUUUAAGUUGAAUCAUUGUUGUAUUCUAGAAAGACUAUUGAAGUUGGAAUCACAUAACCAGAGUUCAAUUUUUUGGAAAUCACUUAAUUUUAUUGGCUUAUUGCUCCACUAUCAAUAAAAGGUUAAAUCAGA
Messenger RNA from Sarcophilus harrisii (Tasmanian devil), 3457 nucleotides. It is a transcript of the gene SERPINB10, whose product is annotated as serpin family B member 10. Gene Ontology annotation, biological process: negative regulation of endopeptidase activity. NCBI's taxonomy places the organism in Eukaryota, Metazoa, Chordata, Mammalia, Dasyuromorphia, Dasyuridae. Gene Ontology annotation, molecular function: serine-type endopeptidase inhibitor activity. The transcript has 8 exons. The record is from RefSeq and is a predicted model, not a curated record. The coding region runs from base 252 to 1448 and encodes 398 amino acids.